This is a messenger RNA of Anthonomus grandis grandis, 16742 nucleotides long. RefSeq names its product serine/threonine-protein kinase Warts (gene wts). Bases 353 to 3628 code for a protein of 1091 amino acids. Gene Ontology annotation, molecular function: protein serine/threonine kinase activity; protein binding; ATP binding. Gene Ontology annotation, biological process: G1/S transition of mitotic cell cycle; peptidyl-serine phosphorylation; regulation of organ growth. The transcript has 17 exons. Lineage: Eukaryota; Metazoa; Arthropoda; Insecta; Coleoptera; Curculionidae. The record is from RefSeq and is a predicted model, not a curated record.
GCCGACAUCUAAAUAUUGAGGGGUUUUCUUUGUUUUCAGUUUAAUUUUUCUUUAUUUUGCCUUUUGAAAAGCGUAAAAUGUGGACUGAUAGUGAUUGACGAACGUCCGUAGAAUCGCAGAAAGUGUUAAUAGUGUCACGGUGGCCCCCCGCGGCCCCAAUAGUGUUGCAGAAUUCGGAAGGUUGACACAAAAAUCUGUCAAUCUCCCAACUAGCAGAUUCUAAUUUAUUUUUGCAUUUCUAGAGAUUAAAGCCUCCACCUAGCCUGACACUUAAUGACUACAAUCUAACAACAGCCAAAAAUUAAAAAAAAAACUAUGGGAUGAAAUAACUUUCUAACCGUGUGUAUUAGGUAUGGGCCAAGUGCCUCGGCAAGCAAUCAUGAAUCCAAAUACCUCGGCCCGAUCUCCGGGCUACCAUCAAAAGGCCAUGGAAGAAAUCCAAAAUUCCUUAAGGCCUUUUGCUAAAAGCGGCAGUGAAACUGUAGGUUCUAGUGCCGCCAGUACAAUUUCCAGUUUCUCCCAAACUAGCGGUAUCAGUUCGUUAAGUUCCGCUUCAGGAUCCAACGGCGACAAUGGAAAAGAUCAUUUACAACUGAGACAUGGAUUGGCCCAAUUGUUAAGUCUAGGCUAUUCGGAGGAUUCAUCUAUGAGGGCCCUACAAGGCUCGAACGGCCGAGUUGAUUUGGCCUUAGAUUACCUUAUCAAGCAACUACCGGAAUCCAGUAAAAAUGCGGGAUAUUCCAAGCUUAUUCGCAAGCCGAGCAUCGAGAGGGAACUGGUGCAUCCCAGGGGCAGUCCCGCUUUGGAUUCUGGAGCGGGAAGCUCUAGGAGCGAUAGUCCUCGAAUGACCGACAUCCAUAGCUCGAGGUACUCUCCAAGUUUCGGGGAGCCUCCACCCCCUCCGCCGCCAAGAACCACACCGCCCCCGCCGCCUCCUCACGCCCCCCCGGCUUAUCAACAAUCAGUGCCGAAUAACGUGCAGCAAAUGUUCAAGAGGAUGUCGCCGGCGCCGCCCGUGGUCCCUAACAGGGCUCCGCCGGCGGCCCCCGGAAGCGGUUAUGGUUCCUCCGCCCAAAGGGGCACCAGCCCCGUGGGCAGUGGCAACACCAGGCAGCCGAUGGUCGUCCAAAACGGACCGCAGGUCCAGCAGCAACUGACGCAGCAGAUGCAAGCGUUAAGCCUGUACCCCACGGGCGGGGUGAAUUCUUCGGAACCGCCUCCGCCUUAUCCAUUGAUAGGACAGGGAGGAGGAGGAGGAGGAGGCGGCGGCGGGAGCGGAGCACCGCCGCCCCCCAGUUACUCGGCCAGCAUCCAAAACCGCCAAAGUCCCACGCAGGAUUUUAGGAAGAGUCCGAGUUCCGGGAUUUAUUCGGGAUCUACGUCAGCCGGUUCUCCGAGUCCAGUGCCAGUGUCGAACGCGACCACGCCGACGCCGAUGGCGCGACCGACGCCUUUACAAGCGUGGGGCGCCCGCCAAACGGUCUCUCAGCCCCCGAUAAUAAUGCAAAGCGUAAAAAGUACGCAGGUGCAAAAACCGGUACUGCAGACCGCUACCGCGCCGCCCAUACCCGCGACAUCUAGCGGUCCGAGUACACCACCUGCUACAGCAGCACCACCCCCUUCCUACAAUGCAUCGAUACAGCAAAAGGUUUACACGAACGGGGCAGGCGGAGCGUCCGGAAAACCGGCAGCACCAUUACCCAGCGGGUUAAGUAAUAACCCUGGGGGUCAAGUUAACGUUCCCACUACAGAACCUCCUAGUUACGCUAGUACUAUGCAGGCCAAGGCUAAAGCUAGAGUACACCCGCCACUCCCACCGCCCCCUUACACGGACGACGCGCAUACGAGUUACUCGCCCUCAGGUCACUCGCAUCCGCCCUUACAGCGCAAAUACUCGCCUGCGAUCGGUGGGCCGAACGAGUGCUGUCGGGCCGACAGUCCGCUCUCGACGAAUUCCGGCGACGGUCGGAAUUUGUAUCCGGAUAAUGGCGGAGCACCCCCGUUGCCUCCCACUGCAUCCUCUUCGGUAAAAACCAACUCGAUCAACAACAAUAACAACGGCCACGCGACCAUGAACGGCAAUUCAUCGAACGAAAGUAACGGCAGUAAAAACCAAUCGGAACCGCCUCCGCAAUUGCCCCCUUAUGCCAAAAUUAAACACCAGUCACCGAUACCAGAGAGAAAAAAGAUCAGCAAGGAAAAAGAAGAGGAAAGAAGGGACGGCAAAGUGAAAAACUACUCGCCUCAGGCUUUCAAGUUCUUUAUGGAGCAACACAUAGAGAACGUCAUAAAGUCUUAUAGGCAAAGGCAGUACCGUAGAAUGCAGUUGGAAAAAGAAAUGGUUAAAAUAGGUCUAAGUAGUGAAGCUCAACAGCAAAUGCGAAAAAUGCUCUCGCAAAAAGAAUCGAAUUAUAUCAGGUUGAAGAGGGCGAAGAUGGACAACAAUAUGUUCGAGACGAUUAAGCCUAUAGGCGUAGGGGCCUUUGGGGAAGUCAAAUUAGUUAGGAAAAUUGAUACUAAUCAUCUUUAUGCGAUGAAAACUUUACGGAAGGCGGAUGUUUUAAAAAGGAAUCAGGUCGCCCAUGUGAAAGCAGAAAGGGACAUUCUAGCGGAAGCCGAUAACGAGUGGGUAGUAAAACUGUAUUACUCGUUUCAAGAUAGCGACGUCCUUUACUUUGUCAUGGAUUACAUACCGGGGGGCGACCUUAUGUCUUUGUUAAUCAAAAAGGGGAUAUUCCCGGAAAGUUUAGCGAGGUUUUAUAUAGCGGAACUAACUUGCGCGGUGGAGAGUGUACAUCGGAUGGGUUUUAUUCAUAGGGACAUUAAACCGGACAAUAUUUUAAUAGAUAAGGAUGGCCAUAUUAAAUUGACCGACUUCGGGCUUUGCACAGGAUUCCGGUGGACCCACAACUCCAAGUAUUAUCAGCCAAACGCAGACCAUAGUAGACAAGACUCGAUGGACCCGAUAGACGACAUAAACGAGCAGUGCAAGUGCGCCAAACCUUUAGAGCGAAGAAAAAACCGCGAGAGACGAUGUUUGGCGCAUUCGUUGGUCGGCACGCCGAACUACAUCGCACCGGAGGUGCUGCAACGGACGGGAUACACGCACGUGUGCGAUUGGUGGAGCGUCGGGGUGAUUUUGUACGAGAUGUUGGUCGGUCAGCCGCCCUUUUUGGCCAACACCCCCGCGGAAACUCAAUAUAAGGUUAUAAACUGGGAAACGACGUUACAAAUACCAAAACAGGCGAAUCUGACGAAAGAAGCGACCGAUUUAAUUUUGAAGUUGUGCUGCGGCGCCGACAAGAGACUGGGCAGGAACGCGAACGAAAUUAAGAGCCAUUCGUUCUUUAAGGAGAUCGAUUUUGAUAAGGGCCUUCGACGACAGCCUGCACCGUACAAACCCCGAAUCGACAACCCGACGGACACCUCGAAUUUCGAUCCGAUCGAUCCGGAUCGAUUGCGCUCGAUGGACUCUUCGAAUUCGAGCGAUUUGAACGACAACUCGAAGCUCUAUCACGGAUUUUUCGAGUUUACAUUCAGGAGGUUCUUCGACGACGGCGGCGUGGCGGCCUUCAACAAAAUCAACCUGGACGACAACGAGAACCAGGGGGGACCGGUGUACGUGUGACCCGUCGCAUCUCCUUAAUCAGGACUUGCAUGCGGACCGUGAAAAAACCCGGUCUACAAAGUCGAAAUUUUGGUUCGUUUUUAUUUUCCCGGGGGGUCUGAAAACCUCACCCGGUCGAUUCGCCCGAUCGAGAGUCGACGCGCGUGAAUCGCGUUUUUGAAUCGGGGCAAAAAAUAUCAAUCAAAUUUUGUAUACGUAACUUCUGGGAAGGUGAGAAUAAUUGUUUGUUUUAUUUCUUUUUUUUUUUUUGUGUCAACGUUCUGCGAUAGUUUGGAUUUUAUUGUGGGAAGGUGGAGGAAUAUCAACUUUUUCAAAAUUCAUUCAGAUGAAUUUUAUAUAAAAGGAGUUUUUCAAUGCUAAUAAGUAAGUGUUGGUGUACCUCUAGCUUAAGAAGUACAGGCAGGAAUAGAAAGAAGCGUAUGGUUGAAAAUAAAGCGGACGCCAAAAGGGCUAAGUGACUAAAAGGGAUCUUUAAACGAAAAGAAUUGUUUUAUUUGGCAUAUAUACCAAUUUUCAACCUUAUAUACGGUGUGUCUGCGUCAAUUUUUUUUCUUUGCUGGGAAUUAUUGCCCCGGCAGUUUUGGAUUUAUUUUCAGCAAUUUAAACUUAGUUUUGAUGCAUUUCGACUAUUUGACUUAAUGUUUCAUACCUUUCAGAUAUUUAAAUAAAAGUAAAACUAAAGAAAAGUAAUUUUUCAUUGGCUUUCGAAUAAUUCUUAAAAUUAUUUCAAGCAUUUGAAGUUGUUUCUUUUAUUUGGCUGUAUACAUAUUCAAUUUAUUUACACUAAUUCUUAAUAAUGUUCCAGGCGUUUGAGGCCUUUUGAAAUUUUUUCCACAAGAAAUACCAAAUUGCCUAAUUCCUGGAAUUAUAUUGAAAAUAUAAAGUACUAAGUCAAAAAAUAUAGUUUUUCAGAAAACGAAUUUGAAAAUUUAAAAAAUUGCUGUAAAUUCGAUUAUUAAUUUAAAGCCUGAAGUUUUUGAUAUUAGUCAGAGUAUUUAAUUCUUUUUUAGAUCAAAUACUAUUCAUUAUCUAGAAAAGUGUAUUUUCAAAAAUUUGAAUGACUUAAGUCUUUAUGAACAAAAAAAAAGUUUUUUUUAGCUUACUGAUUUUUAAUAAAGGACUUAUGUCAGAAUGGAGUAACUUUUAAUAAGGCAAAUAAUAUCAAAAUACAUGUUUUAAAAAACACAAACUAACUUUUUUUCCCUUAAAAACUAAUUGAUUCAUUUAAGUAUUUAAUAGUAAGUAUUUAAUUUUCUUCUUGUUCUACUGCUUCAUCCACUAGAUCUGGGUCAUUAUCAAUAACUUUAGUAUCGGUAGGUAAAUUUUGAUAAAAUUGGUGAAACACUGGUGGCACCAAAGAAAGAAGCGAACACAAGUCUUUCUUUUUCUUUCGCAGAUUUAGGUGCGAUGGUAGGUACCUUUUAUCAUUUGUACGUCUUGUAUAAUGACUCUCGUGAGAAGGGAACGAUUUAAUAUGUGUACGCACUUCAUUUAAUUCCUGUUCAGAUUUUUUAUUUACGGAAGAUGUUAUACCUCUUUGAUCUUCAACAGUAAUGCCAGAAGUGCUUUGCAUUUUGUUUUUUAAAACCACUUUUAGAACUUUUCCUUUUCACCCAAAGUCUUACAAAAACAAUCUUUACAUACAGAUAUUCUUUUUCCAUUUAUUUCAAAAAAAUAUUCGUAAGUUACUUCUCUGUUUUUUGAAGAGUCGCGUUUUCUUUUACGGCUUACUUGGGUAUCUUUGGAAUUAAUUAGAUUUGCAAUAAAUGUUACCCUUUUGCUAUGGGAUCCUAAGGACCAAUAUUCAUCAAAAAUUUUUUUUCGAACGUCUUCAUUUAGUGUUUGUGAACAUUUUUUUCUACAAUCUUUUAAAGGCUUCACAUGUCUUGCAUUUACCAUUUUACUGCUUAUAUUCACGUAACUUUGUCAAGAAUGAAAAAAUUUUGACUUAAGACCAACAUUUUUCGGGAUUUCGUCAAAAAAUUACUUAAGACCUUUGUACCUAACAUCAAAGAAUUAGUUUAAGAGUCUAGAAAGAAUUAAAACUAACUUUAAAUAACUGGAAGAUAUUUAAAAGGUGUACAAGCUUCUAGAAGAUCGAAAAUAGCUUAAUAUUCUUUUAAAAAUGUCUUGAAAAUUACUUUAAAUGCGUGGAACGAGUUAGUAUUUCAUUUAAUUUUCCAAGCAUUCAAUUUUUUAUAUUCCGCUAAUGUUUCGUUUGAAUUAAUUAAUAUUCACAUAAUUUAAAGUUUUCUCCCCAUGAAUUUCUUCAAAUUUUUGGAAGACCUUUAACAUUUCCUCAAAUGCCUGGAAUUAUAUCAAAAAUAAUCUAAAUUCUUGCGAAGUAUCAUAAAUUAACAUACUUUAAAUACUUAGAACAAAACCACUAUUUCAUAUAGUUUUUCAUAUUUUCCAGGAAUUAAAAUUCUUAGUACAGUAAUGUAUGGAUAAUCCGAACAGAAAGUUGGCAGACCCCGUUCGGUUUACCAAAACUUUCGGAUUAUAGGAUUUAUAAUACAUGAUUUCUAUAAUCCGACACGUUCGGUUAAUAGAUAAUUUUCUUCACCAUAUAAAUACACUAUCGCCAUAAAACAUAUUUGUACAUAAUGGAUUUAAAAACCUUUAUUUAUGUGCAUACAUAAAUGCAUAUUUCAAAACAAAAAUAAACUUAGCAGGAAAUCAAACAAAAGAUUCAGUAAAAAUUUAUCUAAGAAGAAAAAUAAGAAAACAGUUAACUGCAUACAUAAUAUGGACAUACUUCAUUGCCUCUUAACAUUUUCUUUGAAUAAAAUUGUCCAGAGUUCAUUGAACAGGUUUUUUGAUGCUUAGAUCGACAGCCUUCUGUCGAAUUCUUCUUAGAUGGAUCACUGCAUGCAGUGGCAAUUCAUCUUAUCAAAUGAGAUCACCGGUUCUUUGCUGGACAUUUUUUGUAUAAGUUCAUCCUCGUCAUCAGGUUUGUAAUUUUCUUCCUGCGACGUUUCGCAGGAGGAUCAUUGCUAAUGAGCAAUGAUCUCAUCAUCUUCUAAGAUCUCUAUAUCCAAAUUUUCCUCGUCAUCACCUCUUGUCCAUUUUUCAACUUCUGUUUUAUCUAUCAGAUUAUCAGCACGAUUCACUUUGUUCACUAACUCCACUAGAUCAGGUCUUUCAUCUGACAAAAUAGAAUCACAUAUUUCUCCUCGUAAAACAUGCAAGGGUAUCAAAUCUUCUUCAUCCCAUUCAUCCAUGUCCUUGGCGGAAAGAAGUUGACACCACGAUUUUCUCACCAGUUUUUCAGGCACUUGCUUCCAAGAUUCGGCUAAUGCAAACACAGCAUCCUUUAGCGAGAUGCGCAAUGUUUUCAUCAUCUUGUACAAGUACCUCUUGCAGCAGCCUUUUUCGAUAUGUGACUUAUAUUUUGGAUCACAUUCUGGUCCAUCGGCUGAACCAGGGCAGUGCAGUUAGAUGGAAGAAACAUGACUUGAAUAUUACCAUGAUGGCUGGCUAGUUCUUGGCCUGGUCUGUGAGCUGAAGCAUUGCCAGUAUUAACCCUUGAUUGCAUGAUUUUAUUGCGGGUGGAAAAAAAUAUAUUCAGGAAAAAAAAUAAUGAAACUAUGUAAUAGAUGAUCAUAAAAAAGAUUUUUAUUAGUUUUUUUUUGUUUUUUAACAAAAUUUGUCUUGUUGCAAAUUUGCAGCAGCAUGAAAAAUUGAAAAAUUACGCUUUUAGGAGAAAAAAGGCCUAAUUACAAUGAAAAGAAUAAAAACAGUUUUAUCUUUUGUAAUACAUAAAUAAACACCACACUUAUCGCAUUUGAAGUGGGUAAAACCUUUACAGCCCGGCAGUUUGCAUCUUUGUCGUGCAAUAUCAUACUUGACCCAAUGGGAAACGUUAUCCAUUCGAACGUCUUUGGGAGGAACAUGUUGCAUAGGCCCUCGUUGUCUUUUCGCAGCUACCUCCUUUUCAACUGAUGAGGAAGGUCUGCCUUUCUUUUUAAUUUUUAAGCUGUCUAUGAGACAUAACGUCUCUGCAACCUGCAGCCUAAAUUCCCAUUGAUUAAACUCAUUAGUUUUUCCUUUUAUUUUAUUGACUUUUUCUGACAAAAGCCAAGCAUUUAUAACCGUUACAUCGACAAAAUGAAAAAAUAUCCUAAGGUACCACUUUUUGGAUUUUAGAGGAAUCUUAUAUCUUCCAACGUGGCUGUCUAACAUAUCCACCCCUCCCAUAUGUUGGUUAUAUUCUGAUAUAAUAUUUGGACAAAAAACAAACACCUUUUCUUUUCUUUUCUUAUCAAAUCGUUGCACCUCCUUGAAAGGUUCAGCUCCAUAGCAGGUUGAGAGAAGGGUGACCGUUUUAUUGUUAUUCUAGGAAACUAAACUGAGGUCAACUCCAUCACUAGUGGUAACAAACUCUUCCGACGUGCCCCUAGCUGUUUUUUUUGAACUGCUUUUCUUCAGUUCGUUUACUUUGAGGAAUUCGAUUACGCCGAAUGCCCCUUCUCGCCAUGUAGGUAAAAAGCGGUAAUGUAGUAUAGUAAUUGUCACAGUAUAUUUGAUAGUUUAAAUUAUUCGGAACUAUCCUAGCCAGUCUGACAACUGCAUUGGCGCUGGCUCCGAGAUCUAGCUCUUCGGGUAAAACCCUCGUAAAAAAGUUUGAGCCAGUGUAGACUUCAAAAUUGUAGGAAAAACCAAAGGUGUCGCAUAACAUAAAAAUUUUGAAAUUUGAAUUGUUUUAGGUGGUGUCGAGUUUUCGUUGCACAAAUUUGCUCGUCAAUGGAUAGCUUGCCCUCCAGGGGAAUAGAAGAAAAUUUUUCAUUUAGGGCAUCUAAUACUGGCCGGAGCUUAUAGAGAUGAUCAUAUUGAGGAUCAGAUCUGUCAAGAUUAUUUUCAUUGUUAUUGAAAUGUAUGACGGAUUUUAAUUUUUCAAAUCGGUUGAUUGUUAUACAAUUUUUUGUAUAACAAUUGUCUCCAGUGACAUCGUGUUCUAGGCAAUUUGGAGACUGACAUAUAUAAACAAGCUCCUAAAAAUUUAUAAACGUCUGUGAUAUUUAUAUUCGCUGGCUUAUUUGGAUUUUUUGCACACUGUACAAAUUUGUUUCUUGUACAAUUUUGUUGCAUAAGUCAUUUGAGAAAAAAUAGGCAAAGAAUUGAAAAAGUGUCUCUAAAUCUAAAAUUUCUUUUGAAAAAUCAGUCUGUCCAUGAAAUGUUUUUGCUCCAUCAGGAGUCUGAAGAUUUUUUUUGUGCCAUGUAAUGUUUAUUGAGGGUUUACUUUUUUUUGAUACACUUGGUAUAUUGUUUUGAAAAAUUUCGGAUUGUACAUUUUCUGGAUUUUCCGAGAGAUUUUCUGAUAUGGCUGCUUGGACAUCAUCUAAAUUCUCACCUAUAAUGUGUGUCACUUCGUUGAUAGUUUCUUCAUCAUCCGAAUCAGAGCUCUCCUCUAGAUGGGGAUCAAACUCGGGGUCAUCUCUGCUAUCCAUGACGGAAAAUUCCUUAAGUUCAUCCUCACUGAAGUCCCAGUUAUCCCAUAUACUGGGUAACUCGUCAUCAGUAAGCGGCUUUCUAGUAUUUCGACUUUCCAUUUCUACAAGUAAAAGGUAUAUUAUAGAGCAAUUAUAUCAUAUUGUUGCAAAUUUGCUACAUAUAAGUUCAAGUACCUAUAGAACUUUUUUUAUGGAAGAAAAAAUUAUUUGUCUAUAAAUAUUUAUUUUUACAUACCUUUUUAUCCGAACAGUAGACACUCAUAUAUUAUUUUCACACUAAAUUGAAUUAUAACUCAAUAACGUUUAUUUAUACGAUACGACCCAUUAGCUGUUUACAAUACACUGAACGAUGAAUCUUCAAAUAUUGCCGAUCGCGACAUCUAUAGGCAAUUGGAUGAAAUUGUUUAUUCAUUGUGAGGUAUGUAGCAUAUAUGAUACAGCGCGGAAAUACUACAUCUUUUACAGGAUAGGCAAAUUCUAAACACAUUAGGAUUAUGUUGCAAAUUUGCAACAAGAUGAAAUAAAGGGUUAAAGGGGCUUUCUCUUCACGGAUUGGGAUUUCUCUUCAUUGGAUUUGCAGAAGGCAUAAAUGUAAUUCGGUCUUUAUUGAUUUUCCGAUCCAGGGCACCCUUUUCGUCUGCGUGUACUAAUGUCUUUUCAGGAAGGCAGCGCCAGUAUAAUCGUUGUAUAUCGUAUAAUCGUCAUCGAUUCGUCCGCGUUAUAGAUUUGCUCUGAAGAAAGACCGAGUUGCUCAAUAUUUUGUUGUGCUCAAUGUUUUGAGUUCUAUACGGAAGGGUUCCACAGCAUUUUCGUCACUCGACAGCUUUUCCCCGGUAACUUUCAACGAGCGGAUCCCAAAUCUGUGUUUGAAGCCUUAAAACCAUCUUCUGCUAGCUUCGAAGUUGACUCCUUCGUCAUUAUUCAUUUCUGUGAAAAAUUGGCGAGCCUUUUGAAGUAUGAUUGCUUCGGAAAUUGGUGUAUGUCGUGCUCUCUGUUGCAAAAACCAUGUAUACACUGCAUCUUCAACAACAGAAAAUUCCGCUUCGCGCAUCGUUUUUCUUGUUCGCGGCCCUUUUUGCAGUACGCGACACAUAACGAUUAAUUACUACUAAUAUGACGAUAAUAAACUCUUUUUUUUCUUGAUAUCGGAUAUUGUUGACUUCCCGACAUUGAAACGUGUCGCCAAGGACGUGAAUGAACGUCCGGAAUCCAGCAGACGUAAAAUUUCAGCCUUUUGUUUAAGACUUAAUGUGACAUGCUUACAUUUAGAAACCAUGGUUUAAAUGAAAUAUGUGAUACAUAUACAUAUAUGCAGCGUGCAACUCACAACACAACUACAUAACUCUACUCUUUCCAUAAAACACGUCAAAACCACGCAACGUCUUGCUGCAAGAACAAACUUACAAUUAUGAAUUACUCACAUAAAUUAAACGUUGCAUCAUCUUUUCGCACUAGACGCCCACGCUCGCGUACGUACCGACAGUUCGGAUUACGGAAUUUACGGUGUUCAGAUUAUGGAAUCAAUUUUACGCAACUGGGGCGUUCGGAUUAUACGGGGUUCGGACUAUCCAUACAUUACUGUAUUUUUAUUUUAGAUUUUCCGAGUAAUUCUCAAAGUUUUUGACCUGGAAUUUUGAACGAUCUCUUUCGAUAAGUUUCUCAAUUUUUGCAAAACCUAAAUAAUUAUAUGAAAUAAUUGACAUUACAUAAAAAAAAAAUAACGGAUGUUCUUGGAAUAAGAAUUUAGUCUUUGUAAGCAGUUGAUUUUUGCAUGUCUUCCUGGCAUUUUCAGUUAAUUAGUCAAUUUCGAAUGAAAACUCCAAAAGUACAGUUUUUUUUUUUAUAAGGGAUAGUUACACCUUAAUGCAGACACAGCGUAUAUAAUUUUCAAAAAACAAGGUUUCCAGUUUAAAGUGUAAUUAUUAUUCGAUUGCAAGAGACAAUAAUAAUAAAACGAUUUGACUUUUUUCUAAAGUUUUUGCCACGUUCGAAUUUUUCUUUGCUAAUCUGAGACCCCACAAAAAAACCCUCGCAUUCAGGUGGUUGAUUUCACCCUAAAACCGUUUCAGGGUCCGUUAAAGUUAAAGUGACGUCUAAAAAACGAUUUUUUUUUGAAAAUUUUUACAUAGAAUGUUAAGUUUGAACAUUUUAUUGAUAAAAAAGUGAGGAUGAAGUAAAAAAAUGUAAAAUUUUAAAAAUUAUAAAGGAUUUUCUACUUACGUAUGAUUCACAAUUACACCCGGCUUAACUACACUCUAUUUGCGACUAGGCAUCACGUUGACCUUUAUAUAUGCUAUUAAUUUAAAUUUAAACCCUUAAGUAACAAAAUUCAGCAACUUAGAAGGAUUUACAUCACUUCUUUAGGUGAUAAACACAAAUUUCCACAAGCAAAUCAGGAAUAUCAAAUAUGCAAAUACGGAUUUAUUCAUAAAUAAAAAAAAAUGUCAAAAUGUCACAUAUUUAUUGGGAGUGGCUACUGUACUAGUACGAUUAUUGUGCGCACAUGGGACUGUGUGGUUGGCGUACAUGUGGAGUUAGCAUUGAAAAAGGGAUUGGAACCUUGGGUUGGCGCUAAGUAGUGGGUUGGGUAGUCGUUUGAGCCCUACUUAGGGAAUGGGAUAAUAGUUAAAAAAUGGGAAUUAUAGCCAGAAACACGCGUGUUUGUGCCUAUAAUUUCUAUGCCUUAUCCCUAUUCCUAAUGCCUAUAAUGAAUUUAAAGAUAUUUAUUGUUUUGACUAUAAAUUAAUGUACAUUAAACCUCAUCGUUAAUAUUUACUUAUUAAUAAUUAAAUAUCUUAAAUUAUGUUUUUUUUUUCAAAAUGUAUAUUUAUUAUAUAUAAAAUUACAUAAAAUAUCAAAUAAUUUUAUUUAUUUAAAUACCUAUUUUUUACCUAUUUUUUAACACCUGAUAAAUGUGUUUUGUUUAUGUAAUGUAAAAUCUAAGUGGGUAUAUUAUGCCUUAAUUAUCUAAAAUCGAGUCCACAGCCAACCCAUCCAACUAAAAAGUGUUCCAACCAAAAAAUACUACUGGGGACGUAGUGAAGCCACUCCCAUUUUCGUCAAUAAGGUUAUUGUUUUAUAUUUCGUGUGUGUAAAUUACAAAAUAUGUAAUUAUAGUAUUAUAGGGGUACAAAGCGAUAAAGAAUCCUAUAAAUUUACAAUUUUAGCACCCAAAAAGUUCCAAAAUUGCCCCAAUAUAUAUAUUUUUCAAUUAUAGCAAAAUCAAGAGCUAAAAAACCUUGUGCAAGCCGGCAAUAGUUACGUAUUUAACGUAUAUAGAAAAACCUUCAUAAUUUCCAAAAUUUUGUAUUUUUUCCAAUCAUCCUCACUUUUUCAUCAAUAUUUUGACCACACUCAACAUUCUAUGUAAAAAUUUUCAAAAAAAAAUCGAAUUUUAGACGUCCCUUUAACUUUACCGGACCCCCGUUUCAAAACAAAAAUAUCCACUCUUACCUGCUUAAAAACCAAACUGCAACCACACUCGGUUUGACUUAAAUCCAUAUCAUAAAUUGAAAAAAAUAUAUAUAUAGUGCCUUAAGCUAAAACGAGUAUUACGCCGUAUCCUCAUCAUAUCAUUUUAAGCAUUUUUGUCGUUUUAACCAAAGUCUCUGCCUUAGAUGUAUGCCUUACUCGAGCUCAAUUAGUUGAACAGUUUUUUUUUUUUUUUUUUUAUUUUGUUAUGGAAAGACUAUUAUUAUUAUAGUUAGAAUUUUUUUCACAAACAAUUUAUGGUGCUAAAAACUAAUUAAUAAAAUAUUUUCGUAAAUGUGAUAUCGUAACCAGUUUCUGUACUAAUACCGCCGGACAGUGAUGUAAAGUCGUAAUAGUAUGGGAAACUAUUUUUGGAAAAUCUUAUAUUUUUUUUAGUGCUGAACGUACAGGGUGUCCGAUUUUAAAGUUGAGAUUUCGACAAUUAGAAUUUUUUGUCUUUUUCCUGGAAAUAAUAAACAGAAAUCUGACAAUAAGUAACACUUUUUUAAUGAUGAAACUGGUUUGAAUUAAUGAUUUUUUAUUAAUAAGUUAAUGAUAGAGGUUUCGAUCAGUACGGAGUCAUUCUCAGGGUUCUACAAAUUGACAAUUUUUAGGUUAUAAUGGAUGCGCCUUGAUUAAACUCGUGAAAACGUCACUCAUAAUCAAAAUACAGCGUAUCGGAUCUGUUUUUUGUGUAUAGCUCAUGUUGUUUUUGAGAUAUCGAUAUAAAAAUGAGGAAUCGCAUGCCGUUUCAUGCUAUAAUUUUCUUACUAGUAUCGUUUUAUUAUUUUUUAUUAAAGUAACUGAUAAAACGAUUAUUUUUAAGGAAAGUAGGUAUACUACGUUUAUUUCAGUUAAACAACCCGUAUUUGAAAUAUUUUCAUUUAAACAUUCUGUUGCACAGUCAAAAAUACUAAACACGGAUUCUAGGAUAACAAAUUAACAUAGUGGUGGAUAGUUAAAAAUUAUGUGAAUUUCCAUGGCCUCCGCGUAUUCCGGAUUUUGAUCCUUUGUAUUUUUUCUUUUUGGAUUAUGUUAUAUUAUAAGUCAUUACUUUAUACAGAUGAAAUUCGCACACUAGAGAAACCAAUGAUUCCAACAAUCGGGAAUAUACAAAUAACCUUAUUCGAAGUUAGACGCUAUGUGGUGACAGGAUUAAGAAAAUUACAUUUUGCAAAUUUGUUAAAUUAAUGUUUUCUAAUCAUUUUAUUCAUUUUUAGUGUUUUUAACAGUAUAUUUAAUUGCAAAUAUUUCGAAAACGCUUUGUUCAACUGGAAUAAAUGUAGUACACCUUUUUUUCUUAAAACUCUUAAUUCUAUCACAUACUUUAACAAGAAAAAAAUAAAACGGUAGUAUUCUGAAGAUUUGUUACUUUUUUCAAAUAUUAUUUGUUGGUUUUCUUUAAUUUACAUAAUGUCCCAAAUUAAAAAAAAAAACUGUAAUUCAAGGAGGUGUUUUUUUGGAUACUAUUUAGGUUAUAAGAUGGAUUGGCUAUCCAAUCUUUAUAAGGAUAAAAAAAGAUUUUACCAAGAUUUCUAGAAGAUCCUGGAUGUCCUAGAGAAUAACAAUUAUUCCUGGUUUUUUAAUGAUUUGUCCAGGAUUCGGGAGCAGUAGUUCUUUCCCAUUAUCCUGGGGGAAAACAUUGACUCUAGGGAUUUUAAGGAAGGUCUGAGUGAUUUUCAGGGUAUGAUUUUGUACAAAAGUGGAUGCUGAUAUUUUUUUUUUGUAAUUUUUCAAAAUUGCCUUAGUACAAAUUCUCAGGGAAAUUAUUCCUUUUUUUCAGGAUUUCCUAUGGAAAAUAGAGACUUUUCUUGUAAAAAUAGUUAAAAAAAAUCGAAAUUUUCAAGGCAGUUGAAAUCCAAUAAAAAAUCGGUAACUCCUUUCUUACACAUUGUUGGAAAGGUCGAAUCUGAGGAAGUUUUUUUAAAUUUUCUAAAAUUGCCAUAGUAAAAGCUCUGAAGGAAAUCAUCCCAUCCCUAUUUCCAAGGUUUCCGAUGGAAAAUAGAGACUUUCCUCAUGAAACUUUUUCAGUCCAGCUAAUUUUGAAAUUUUCCAUGCAGUCGAAAACCAAAAAAAAUUCCUAUAACUUCUUUAUUACAAAUUUUGGGAAAAGUCGGUUCUGUGGUAUUUUUAAAAUUUUCCAAAAUUUCCAUAGUACAAGUUCUGAUGAAAAUUAUCCCCUUUUCUUGGGUUUGCUAUGGGAAAUAGAAACUAAUGUAUAUAAAAAUGUUUUCAUUUAGCUAAAGUUAAAAAAAAUAAAAUUUUCCAGGCAGUCGUUAUCCAAAAAAAAUGCCAAUAACUUGUUUCUUACACAUUUUUAGUAAAAGUCGAUUCUGGGGUGUUUUUUUAAAUUUUUCCAAAUUUCCAGAGUACAAGUUUGUAGGUAAAUUAUCCCUUCUUUGAGGGUUUCUUUAUUAGGGUAAUUUCGAAAAAAAAAUCGAAAUUUUCCAGGCAGUUGAAAAUCAAAAAAAGCCAAUAACUUCUAUGUUACGCAUUUUUGGAAAAAAUGUGUAAAACACCUUUCUUUUUGCUCUUAAAGGGAGCGUCUAUUAACAAAAUAAAAACAUUUACAUUUUCUAUACAUUUUGAGGAAAUGGCCUUUUUUCAUUAAAUAAUUUUCCACGAUUUUCUCCCACUGUAUCGAAUAUAAAAUAAAAAUUUUCUCUUUGACCAAUAGAUUCCUUAUAAAUAAAUAUAUAGUAAUUAUUCAAAAAAGUUUAAUGCUUUUAGCAUUCAUUGUUUACAUUACAUUUAUGGUAAUUAUCGAUUUUUACUGUUGUUUGGCUUUCUUAUGAAACAUUUGCAAUUUUUAUAUCAGACCUUUUUUUGUUGAUUUUAUGAGAUUGACUUUUGAAAAUACUAAAAUUUCCCAACAAGUUUUGGUCAAAAACCAAAAGAAUGCCAGUAACUACUGUCUUACGCAUUUUUGGAAAAAAAUUGUAAAAUACUUAUUUUUGGCCUCAAAAAACAGCUAAACUUUCUAUAUAUUUUCAGGAAAUUGCCAUUUUUGGUCUACAUAAUUGUUCUUUUAUUUAAUAAAUAAAUAAAAUGUUAUUUUUCCACAAAUUUUACGAUACCCCACUUUCUUUUUUGAUCACCAAAUUGAUGGGAGUUAUCGGUUGUUACUUUUUCCUGACUUUCUUAUGUAAAAAAUGUAGAAUUACUCUAGAGGACUUUUUUAUUGUGUUUCCAUGGUUUAUAGGCAUGAAUUUUUUGUCUACUUACCUCUUGGUAUUUUACACUCCAUUUUGGUAAAAAACCAACAAAAACUGAGAAAAUUACCUUUUUGGGAUUGAUCCUUUUUCUUCCACUAUAAUGGAAAUAAAUUCAAAAUUCAAACAAUAAAUUUAAGCAUUUCCUAGAGAACAGCAAGUCAUUAUUCUAAGCAAUUUUUAUGAAAACUAUAUUUUCAAUGCGCCCAUUGACUCAUACAAUUAAUAGCGAAAUUGCAUUAGGUGGAAAAUGGACAUUUUAUAGAAUCCCGAGGGUGACCACACUUUGUUAGAAACGUCUACUAAAAAUAAUCAGUUUUAAAAAAAAAUUAAUGGUGCACGCAAAAUUCGAAAUGUCGAACUUUAUUUAAUUACUGCUUAAAAAACGGAGCGCCCUGUAUCACAAUUAUGUAAAUAUCUAAUAAAUAUUCAACUUAUUAAGUGAUUGUUUUUAAUUAAAGGAUGAAUAAUGUUUUUCUUUGUUUAUUACACUGCCUUAUUGAAUUAGAUUUGUAUGGGGAAAAAAGCCACUACAGUGUGUACUAAAUUUUCGUUUUUCUCUCUUUUAAGUUAGUUUAGGUAUUAAUUUAUUUAAAAUGCUGUGUUAGAAUAAUAUAUAUUUAGAGUUAUAUAUAUAUAUAUACUAUUAUAUUUUUUUUGCUCAUAUCGAUGGGGGAACGUUUUAACGCGAGUUAAACCUUCCGCGCGUGUAAUUAAGAUAUUUAUUUGUUAUAUUUUUUAGAUAAAGCAGUGUUUUUAAAAAAAUGUUAUUUUUUAGGUGAUAAUUAGCUAUUUUGUAAUUUAGAAUAUGAUUUUCUAGUCUAUCAAUAUUCUAGGUACUCAUUUUUAGUUUUUUUUUUGUUUUUUUUUUACAUUUGGUUCCUUUAUGAAAAUAUACACAGUGCUGGCUAUAUUUACUAAUAUUUAGUUUUAAAUUCUUGUAAAUGUGUGUAAAUAAAUAUAUAUUUUUAAAAUUGA